CCUGCACUCCACUCGCCCCACCGUCUGUUCCUCUUGUUCGGCCACCCAGCGAUGGCCGGCCACCAGCGGCGAACGGGGCUCGGGGCGUCGCUGCCUGAUGGGAUACUUCUUUAUACCACCGCGUGUCGCGCGCUGUUCGUCGUUCUAGUAGCUCGCAGACAGUCGCGUGACAUUGCAUGGCAGCCAGGCUAGUCGUGACAACAGCACUUGUAUCUCACGCUGCUUCAUUCCACCUACCUGUUCUCGCUCGCUACUACGACUACUACCCGUUCCUGCUGAUCCCAGACCGCUUCUGCUGAUCCUAGACCGAGUGGUUCGAUUAGUUGCUGGUACUUGCAGCGUGAGGAAAUACGGUCCCGCGAGGAGUGAGUGCCGGUGAUGAGUGGCGAACUUUUUACUGCGAGCCGAACCUCUCGGCGAGCAUCCGCGGUGAUUCGGCGACGUCAGCAAUGCCUGCUUCUAUCACCGCUCCCCGUCCUCCUCCCCGUCCUUCUCCUCUUGCUCCUCCUCCUUGCGCCGCCGUGCUGCCGUGCUCAAGUGUUCACAUGCGGGGAAGUGGGCAAUCCGUGCCCUAACGACGUCUGCUGCAGGCCGUAUGACGCCGUCAUCUGGGAGUGUGGCCCUCCCUACUGCGGCGCAGGCUGUGCCACGGGUCCGUGCUCAGCCCAGAGCCCUAGCUCGUCCGUUGGCACACCACCAUCGCCACCUCUGACAGAUGCACCUCCUCCUACUCCUCCACCAUCCUUCAACUCAUCAACAUCACCACCACCACCGCCACCACCAUCUGUCAACCCAUCACCACCUUUGAACUCGCCACAGCCACCACCAUCCACCUCUCCAUCUCCUGCCACCUCUCCGCUGCCCCCUUCCACGCCUUCUCCUCCUGCCCGGAUCAGCAAGACAGCGGUGGCAUUGGGCGCCACAGGGGGGGCAGUAGCAGCACUCCUGCUUGUUGCUCUUCUAUACUUCGGCUGGCGCCGGUACAAGAACAGGCAGAAGCAGGUGGUGUUUCACGAGCCUGCAGGUGGUGCAGCAGAAGCGGGGGAAGCAGGUUUCAGUUUGAACAAGAGCAAGGGGGCGAAGGUGGUGGCGGUGUGUCGGGAGUUCCCACUGAAGCAGUUAGAGAAGGCCACCGGCAAUUGGGCGGAGGAGAAUCUGAUCGGCAGUGGGGCGUUUGGCGAUGUGUACCGGGGGGUGAGCGCGCAGGACGGGGAGGUGUGGGCGGUGAAGCGCGCGAAGCUGCUGUCCAACGACUUCCACACGGAGGUGGCAGCCAUGGCGUCCAAGCACCACUCGCACCUGGUGCGCCUGCUGGGCUUGUGCGUGUGCUACGGCUCCUCCAACAGCCGCAUGGAGCAGAUCCUCGUCUACGAGUUCAUGCCCCACGGGGACCUCGACAGGUGGAUCGACAAAGACGCCCCUCGUCCCCUGAGCAUGCGCGAGCGCAUGAGCAUACUGAUGGGGGUGGGUGCGGGCUUGCAGUACCUGCACUCAUUCAACAUGGUGCAUCGCGACAUCAAGCCCGCCAACAUUCUCCUGGACGCCAACAUGCAAGCCAAGGUGGCGGACUUUGGCCUCGUGCGGUGCGGCGAGGGCACCACGGUCAUGGCAACGCGCGUCAUGGGGUCACCGGGCUACAUGGACCCUGCCUAUGUCAGAUCGCAGAAGGCCACUCCCGCUGUUGAUGUGUACAGCUUCGGCGUGGUGAUGCUGGCGGUGAUCACGGGGAGGAAGGCAACGGAGGUCGAGGAGGGCAAGGAGGAGAGUCCGUUCAACCUGAAGCUGUGGGUGGCAGAGCUGGUGGAGCUGGGCAACGUGGCGGCGUUCAGGGACCCCACCCUGGAUGGCCCAUCGGACGACCUCCUCCUCGCAUUGGCGCACCUCGCCCUCUCCUGCACCAACAUGCGCACCGCUGCUCGGCCCACCAUGGUCCAGGUGCUCGCACAGCUGCAGGCGCUCAAAGACCGGUACCUGGUCACCGCACCAAACAGGAUGGCCCUGAGAAUCGACGAGGAUGUGGAAACUGGCAUGGUGGAUUCAGAUCUGGAUGCGGUGUUGGCUCAAGUGGAGAAUAUGAACCAAUCAGCUUCGUGGUUGCAAAUAAAAUAGAGUUCAUAUGGUAUGGAUCACCCGGAUAUAGGCGCAGCCAUUUAUUAAGC
Molecule: messenger RNA, 2159 nt
Organism: Closterium sp. NIES-67
Lineage: Eukaryota; Viridiplantae; Streptophyta; Zygnematophyceae; Desmidiales; Closteriaceae
Source: the annotation of a GenBank genome assembly